This is a messenger RNA of Mesorhabditis spiculigera, 2124 nucleotides long. The record is from the annotation of a GenBank genome assembly. NCBI's taxonomy places the organism in Eukaryota, Metazoa, Nematoda, Chromadorea, Rhabditida, Rhabditidae.
AUGUGCGCCCACCACCUGCCCACGCGUCCGACCGGUCUGACACCGUUGCAAAGCGACAGUUUGUGGCCGUUCCCCCUUGAAGUGUCGCUUGAGCUUCCGCCUCCGCCAUCCGCACGAAACGCCCACACGCCACGCGCCGAUCAGCUUGACGACUCCUACGAAGAAGAGGUCCUUGAAAAUGAGGAGCUUUUCUUCGAUGAGGUCAUCGAGAAGAAGACUUCUAACGAAAUUCCGCAUGAAAAUAGGGCUCAAAAAUCGCAAGAAGAUACGCUAGAUUCCACUACGCACCAAUUUACGCACGAAAAUUCACUGCCAGACCCCAACCCAGAUCCCUCGAGUUUCGAAAAAACCGCGAAUCGCACGAGCCUGGAAUGGGAGUAUGUUUCUGAUUUGGAUAGGGCCGGAAAUCGAGCAAUCGAUAUCGCUGACAUGCCCGAGGAAGCCGAGGUGCACGAGCUCGGCUACCCUGGGCUCCUAUUUACACCGGCACGUCGCGUCGCACCCACCGUACCCCAGCAGCCGCAAGAUUUAGGCCCGGAAAAGGGCGAAAAUCGCGAACAAUAUGAGAACAAAUUCCGGGUCAAGACAAUUGGUGGUAAAAAGCCGCAAAAGGGGAUUAAGAGCCUGUCAAGUCCGGCCGACUACUCGCAACAGGUGCGGCUGCCCGUCACAAUUGCAGACGAAUGCCUGGACGAAUUCGACGCCAAUAUCACCAAGUCGUGCAUGUUCGAACGGCAGUGGAAGAAUAGGUAUUUCUUCGACAAGGAGACGCGUACGUGCCGGAUGUUUUGGUGGGAUGGGUGCUUCUCGAAAUCGCGGAAUAUGUUUCAAGAUGAGGAGAGCUGCCGGUGGAAAUGUCUGGGGAAACACCCGAAGAAGCGGGAAGGAGAAAGCUGUUUGGACCAAUUCGACACAACAUAUCUGGGCGAUUGCCGGGCUGGACAUUUCGAGAAUCGCUUCUACUUUGAUUUCGCUACAAAACAGUGCACGACAUUCAAAUGGGCCGGCUGCCGUAGCGAGUCGAGGAAUUUUUUCGACGACAUCUCGGAGUGUCAGAGGGUGUGCGAGAGUCCGCCUAGGGAGCUUGUUGAAUCCUGCCUCCAGCCAUUCGACCAUGGCUAUGAGGGCUCCUGUCUUUCCGACGGCCGAUUCCAUCAGUAUUACUUUUACGAUAUUGAGACGCACACCUGCAAAAUGUUUUGGUACGGUAACUGCCGGCGUACAAGCCAGAAUAUAUUCCCGGAUUUGGCGAGUUGCCAAUGGGUCUGCGAGCGGGAUGUGAUAGAGAGGCAGCAAGACAGCUGCCUCGACGAGUUCGACACACACUACGAAGAUUCCUGUGGACAGGGGAGCUGGAUGGAAAAGUGGAGGUUUGAACAUAAAAGCGGCCGCUGCGUCUCGUUCUGGUUUGACCAGUGCGUCUCGAAAAGCCAGAAUAUUUUCCCGGAUUUUGCGUCUUGUUCCAGGCAAUGCGAGGAACCAGGGCUGCAUCAGUUGGCUCGGUUCGAGAAUGCUGAAUCGAGCUUUCGCUGUCUGGAGCCGAAACUGAUCGGUGACUGCCGGGAAACAUACCCAGCCUACUACUACGACCGUCAGCUCCGCGAAUGCCGCCCCUUUGCCUACUCGGGAUGUGGGGGCAAUGGGAAUCGGUUUAUGACACUCUCCCAAUGCGAACAAACAUGUUUCGAAUUCAAUUCACUAUCGGACCCCGAGAUGGACUGCUACGAGUCGCUGGACGUCGGCUACGGUAGAAAUGAAGCGGACUGCGUGGAGAGCUCCGGGUUUCGAUACUAUUUUGACCGAGAUUUUUUGACCUGCUCGAAAUUCUGGUAUGUCGGUUGUGGGGGGAAUGCGAACAACUUCUACUCGUAUGAUGUAUGUCAGAGGACAUGUCGAGACUCUAGGCGACUCCCGAAACGUGACGCUCCUGAUAUUUCGGUGUGUUUCGACGUGCCGGCAGAUCGCGGGCGCUGCCAUGGCAAUAAUUCCCUGCCCGUCCAGCGAUACACGUAUGCUAAUGGAAAGUGUACGGUAUUCUCCUACAGUGGAUGUGGUGGAUCGGCCAACCGGGCAAACGUUUCCUCGCAAAGGCCUGCCUCGUCAAUUUGUGGGGGCGUUGUGGAC